Messenger RNA from Dendroctonus ponderosae (mountain pine beetle), 981 nucleotides. RefSeq names its product vitamin K epoxide reductase complex subunit 1 (gene Vkor). The transcript is spliced from 3 exons. Bases 141 to 701 code for a protein of 186 amino acids. NCBI's taxonomy places the organism in Eukaryota, Metazoa, Arthropoda, Insecta, Coleoptera, Curculionidae. Gene Ontology annotation, biological process: vitamin K metabolic process; peptidyl-glutamic acid carboxylation. Gene Ontology annotation, molecular function: vitamin-K-epoxide reductase (warfarin-sensitive) activity. The record is from RefSeq and is a predicted model, not a curated record.
UGUGGCGUGUACUAUGAUCUGUGGUUUAUAACCUCGCUUUUUGGUCGUGAACGUCAAAUUGUUUUCCUCAAAUAAACAUUUUAAAAAUAUUCAGAAAAAUCCACUCAAUUAUCAAUAGCACGCAAAUUGAACGUUGAAAAAUGCGCUCAACAAUUAGUGAACAAACAAAACUGGACAAGAAAAACCAGUUUUCACUAUGGGCUUACAACCAACUACUUGUUUUCUUCUGUUUAGUAGGACUGGGGCUCUCUUUAUAUUCCUAUACAGUGGAACUUGCGAUGGAGGGCAACAAGAACUAUAAACCGUACUGUGAUAUCAGUCCUCACAUGAGUUGCACAAAGGCUUUUGGUUCUUCAUAUGGAAAAGGAUUGGGAAUAUUUGGAGAAAACUCCAUCUUCAACAAACCGAACAGCUUCUUCGGAAUUGUAUUCUACAGCAUGGUGGCAACCCUCAGUUUGGUAAAUUCGCCUAUUACAGUGACUGCUUCCCUAGUGCUGAUAAUCUCAUCAAAUUUCGCCUCUUUAUACUUUAUGUACGUUCUGUACUUUAUCUUGAAAGAUCUGUGUUUGGUCUGCAUAGGCACUUAUAUAGUGAAUGUAACAAAUCUGCUUUUAAUUACGAGUAAAUUCAAGAAAAUCCGAGAAAUCAAUAGGACAGAACUGAAGAGGCAAAAGUCCAACUUAAAAAAGAAGCCAGAGUAACAAAUUGCUGAUUUUCUUACGGUUUUCUGUUGCAUUUAAGGUUUAAAUUCAAAUACAAACCUGCCAAAUUUAAGAAACAUUCGUUUUGAAUUUUUGUUGCAUUUUGCAAUGAAAUAUUUUUCUGGAAAUAUCUAGUUUUGGUCGUUUGACGGAUUUUAACUGAACGCUGUGGUAUUUGAACCCUUUGAGUUUUUGUUAUUUUUGUUGUGUUUGAUUUAAUAGUGAAUUAUUUAGAAUUUUCAUGUGAAUAUGAGUGAAUUAAACCCCGAUUGGAAACCAA